AUGGUCAAGCUUCGCGAUGGCAUGUGGCUGCCGGCCGAGGGCGUUCGGACAGAGUAUGCGGAAGAGAUCUUUAACAUCACGCCUCUUGAUGGAGAGCAGGGCUUGAGUCUCCUCUGUCCCGUCGGCCAGAUUCGUUCUCGUGGCAACACUCUGAACAUGCCAACCGUCACUUUGGAUGUCAAGGCAGAGUUUGACGGCGUGAUUUCGCUCGAGGCUGCCCAUUGGCGUGGUGCCCAGAACCACGGCCCUCAUUUCGACCUCUACCCCGAUGGCAAGCCUUCAGCAGAGGGCAAAAUCUCAAAGAACGACAAGAAUGCCACGACAUUGGCUUCCGGUUCCCUCGCGGUCACCCUCGAGUCUGAGCCUCACCGGUUCGGCCUCAAGUUCCACAGCACUGAAGGCGCCAAGACCCUCACAACACUGGGAAGCCGUAGCGUCGGAUUUGCCUACUCGCCGGGGCCCUCGACGCCCAUGCAGACGGGCGACAUGCGAGACUUCAAGCACUACAUGUUCUUCCAGACGGGCCUCUCCGUGGGUGAGUCGGUCCACGGUCUGGGCGAGCGCUUCACAGCUUGGAACAAGGUCGGCCAGUCCGUCUCCCUCUGGAACGCGGACGGCGGUACGUCGAGCGACCAGGCUUAUAAGAAUGUCUCUUUCUGGAUGAGCAAUCGUGGCUAUGGUAUUUUCAUCGACAACCCUGGCCGUGUAGAUCUCGCGGUCGGCAGCGAACGUACCUCCAGGGUUCAGCAUUCCGUCGAGGGGCAACGGCUCAAGUGGUAUGUGAUCUACGGCCCUACCCCCAAGGAGAUCCUGAAAAAGUACUCCAUCCUGACCGGCAAGCCUGGAAAGGUGCCUGGAUGGAGCCACGGUCUCUGGCUCACCACGAGCUUCACCACAAACUACGACGAGUCCACCGUCACGUCCUUCCUCGAAGGCAUGAAAAAUCGCAACUCUCCAGUUGACGUCUUUCAUUUCGACUGCUUCUGGAUGAAGGCCUUCACAUGGACCGACUUUGUCUUUGACUCGGAGCGCUUCCCUGACCCCAAGGGACAGAUUGCCCGUCUAAAGGAGCAAGGCCUCUGCAAGAAGGUCUGCGUGUGGAUCAACCCGUACAUUGCCGAGCAUGGCGCUGCUUUCAAGUACGCAGCGGAAAAGGGGUACCUCCUCAAGCGCAAGAACGGCGACAUCUGGCAGUGGGACCUGUGGCAGGCCGGCAUGGGCCUGGUCGACGUGACCAACCCCGAGGCGAGGGCAUGGUACACAGAGUGUCUCAAUGGCCUGUUCGAUCAGGGCGUAGAUGCGCUCAAGACAGAUUUUGGUGAGCGCAUCCCAACCCUGGAUGUGCAAUGGCACGAUAAGACGGUCGAUCCCCACAAAAUGCACAACUACUACGCCUUCCAGUACAAUCAGCUGGUAUACGAGGCCCUGCAGAAGCGCCACGGUAAUGACGAGGCCGUCCUCUUUGCCAGGGCUGCUUGCGCCGGAGCUCAGCGCUUCCCGCUCGUCUGGGGUGGUGACUGCGAGUCCACGCCCGAGGCCCUCGCCGAGUCGAUCCGCGGUGGGCUGUCCAUGGGCCUCAGCGGCUUCUCCUACUGGAGCUGCGACAUUGGCGGCUUCGAGGGCUCGCCCCCUCCAUGGGUAUACAAGCGCUGGGUGGCCAUGGGUCUCUUGUGCAGUCACAGUCGUCUGCAUGGCAGCAGCUCCUAUCGCGUGCCAUGGACCGUCGACAACGACGACAAGACGGAAGAGGGCUGCUCAAGGACGCUGGCCAAGUGGACGGCCUUGAAGACGAGGCUGAUGCCGUACUUUUACGCCCAGGGCAUGGAGUCCCGGGAAGGCGGCAUUCCUCUGUCGCUACGCACGCUGGCACUUGAGUUCCCCGAGGACCCCACCGCGUGGUUCGUCGACCGUCAGUUCAUGGUCGGUUCGCAGAUCUUAGCCGCGCCCGUGUUCGAGGAGUGCGGUGAGGUCGAGUUCUACCUCCCCAAGGGCCGGUGGACGUCGUACUUUACCGGCGAGGUUAAGACUGGCCCUGGCUGGUUCAGUGAGAAGCAUGCCUUUGGUACACUGCCACUGUACGUCCGCGAGGGUACCAUCCUGGUGCUCGGCAACAGGAAAGAGAGUGGCGCUGUGUACGAGUACAGCAAAGACGUGGAGGUUGCACUUUACGAGGUCAAGGCGGGCGACAAGACGACAGCCGUGGAUUAUGAUGGCAAUGUGCUGGGCGAGCUCGUCGUCGGGGACGAUGGCAAGAUCAAAGAUACAUCGUUCCUGAAGGGCGAUAUCUCUAUUAGCGAGAUGGGGAGGGAUUUGAACGGCGACCCGCCUGUCGCGAUUGAGUCGAUUUAA
Emericellopsis cladophorae is the source of this 2349-nucleotide messenger RNA. RefSeq names its product Alpha-xylosidase-like protein. Gene Ontology annotation, molecular function: carbohydrate binding; hydrolase activity, hydrolyzing O-glycosyl compounds. Lineage: Eukaryota; Fungi; Ascomycota; Sordariomycetes; Hypocreales; Bionectriaceae. The transcript has 2 exons. Bases 1 to 2349 code for a protein of 782 amino acids. Gene Ontology annotation, biological process: carbohydrate metabolic process. The record is from RefSeq and is a predicted model, not a curated record.